GAGCACUCCAACAAAUGAAUGUCAUGGAACUUCCCAAGAGAUACAUAUUGAACACAUGGAUGCUAGAUGCAAAGGUUUCUUCAUCGAUUGAGGGCAAAGUUAAAGGGGAUGAGAAGGAUCCUAAGUUGGUAACAUCCGCAUGGUAUAAGCAUCGUUGUCCAAGAAUGGUAAACCUAGCAACUUUGUCACCGGAGGAUGACGACGCAUAUGAGUUGGUGGAUACAGCUAUUGCUCAUUUGUUCUCUAAAGUUGAAGCCAAUGCACUAGGCUGUAGCUCCGGCACUUCUCCUGGUGGAGGCCCUAUUGACAUGGAACUGAAUUUGGGUGUUCCUAAUUUGGGGCGAGCUAAGGGCUUCAAAAAGAGACAGGGGGCACAUGAAUGAGAAGCGUAGGUGGAACAGGAAGACUAAAAGCCUUGACAUGAGAAGAUUAGGAAGAUGGCAAAAGUGUUAAACGAUCUCGUCUUAGUCGGUUAAAAUAUCUUUGCAACUUGAUUUCAGAUUGACUAGAUUUUAUUGCUUUCUCUUUUGUUCGGAAGCUAUGUGUAGUGUAAUUGCUUGUACUGAUGUUUUUUGUGAUUAGGAUAUUCGAACACCUUAUCAGCCGCCAGUGAUGAAGUACACAGGGAAUAACUUUGUCACACACGACAUUACUAAUCCACCUUUGUCUCCCCAAACAUCAUACUAUCCAUUCGCAAUUGUUUAAGACGUUUAAUGAACUUGAAUCGGCAAGACAUAUUCCAAUGGAUCCAGAUGAGCAUAAUGCCCCAUGGAUAAAGAGUCACUCUUCCAUGAUGAUGGCUAUUUGAUUUUAAUCAAACCCCCCAAAGUUGAGUAAUUCGAGGGAUCA
Messenger RNA from Rhododendron vialii, 849 nucleotides. RefSeq lists its product as uncharacterized. The record is from RefSeq and is a predicted model, not a curated record. The coding region runs from base 15 to 383 and encodes 122 amino acids. Lineage: Eukaryota; Viridiplantae; Streptophyta; Magnoliopsida; Ericales; Ericaceae. The transcript has 2 exons.